This is a messenger RNA of Aedes albopictus (Asian tiger mosquito), 1194 nucleotides long. RefSeq names its product MORN repeat-containing protein 4 homolog (gene rtp). NCBI's taxonomy places the organism in Eukaryota, Metazoa, Arthropoda, Insecta, Diptera, Culicidae. Gene Ontology annotation, cellular component: cell projection. The transcript is spliced from 4 exons. Gene Ontology annotation, biological process: response to axon injury. Bases 474 to 947 code for a protein of 157 amino acids. The record is from RefSeq and is a predicted model, not a curated record.
GUUGGUCCUCGCGGUCGGUUCAGUCGCCAGAAGAGAAGCCCACGCGCGCGUGUCUCGAAGCUUCUUCCUCAGUCAGAGUCGUCGUCCGUCGCGCAUAUCUGAAAGCUCACACGGACACGACCAGUGCCCUCUUGGCGGCCCUCGUACCACCCGUCUACUACAUCAGCGAGCGAACAACAUCGAACGCAUAAAAACGUGCGCGACUCGGACAAUUUCCUUCUUCGAACGGAAAACUGAAUUGCGCACAGUUUAACACGAAUAUGGAUCGUUACAUAAACUAGAAUUGCUCACCGGAUAAUUGACAGCAAAAGUGAACACCCGCAAAAGCCACCAUCGCAUUGGACCGCUUUGGUCACCUGUUUGCCAUCGCGCUCGGCCCAGUCAGUUGCAAUCAGACGUGUGAUGUUGCUCGGUCGGUACACGACGUGCUAAUCGGUCGUCAUUAUUCCAUCGCAAAGGAAGAAGAAGCAACCAUGAUGGAAGGAAUUCAGAGUGGUGUGGUCAAGUGCGGUGGCUAUCGGUACGAUGACGGGACACGCUACAUCGGAGACUGGAACCAGCGUGGACAGAAGCAUGGCAUGGGUUCGAUGAUGUUCUCGGAUGGGACGCGCUACGACGGAGCUUUCAGCAACGGAGUCUGCUCGGGACUUGGAGUGAUGUGCUUUCCUGAUGGUGCCAAAUACGAGGGAGAAUUCAUGCAGGGCUGGUUCCACGGCCAUGGCGUCUUCUGGCGUGCGGACGGGAUGAAGUACGAGGGUGAAUUCCGCGGCGGACGCAUUUGGGGCCUCGGAUUGAUCACGUUCAGCGAUCAGAGCCACGGAUUUCCAAGAAACGAAGGCUUCUUCCAGGACUGCCGGCUGGUGCGCAAGAAGCGAUGCACCGAGGUGAUUCAACGGGCCCAAAAAGUGGCCCUGAUGGCCCGGGCACAAUGCGAUCAGGGCAAUUGAGCGGCGCCCUUUGCCGUAUUCCCAGGGAACAGGUGAGCAGAAGGGCCACUUAUUCCAUUUGACAAAUAGAUGGCACUGUGUAAGUAAUAGGUGAGUGACGUCUGUUUAUCCGUUCCAAAGCCAUAGAUUAUAUAUUGAAGUGUAGUACAUUUCGGAUUGAUUCAACGACAUGAUGCUUUAAUUAAUUUUAGUUCCAACAUUUUAUUUGUUUGUCUGAUAGAGGUAAUAAACGGAAAUCUUUACAAUA